GUAGAUCAAAAAUUAUGAUGAUCUCAAUUUUCAGUCUGUUGGCUUCAACAGCCAUUUUGGUAUUUGCUAAUGGGCAGAGCAAUGUCAAAUUGGAGUUUGUUCAAGCGAUGUGGAGACACGGAGAACGUGCAUCUCAAGUUGAUCAAUACCCAAUUUACGAAAAAGAUUGGAUUUAUGGAGGAGGUGGUCUCGGAGAGCUGACUGCAAUUGGAAUGGGAGAAAUGAACGAACUUGGAUGGCUUAUUCGUAAAAGAUAUGUUACUAAAUUGAAGUUUUUGACACCAAAGUAUGCGUCCAGAGAGGUAUAUUUUAGAUCAACUAAUUUCAAUCGUACCAUUAUUUCGGCACAAUCACUUUUGUACGGGCUGUUUCCACCAAGCUUGUAUGAUGUCAAAAACGUUGACUAUCCAUACUCCCCACUCACUUGGUUCCCUGGAUUCACGUUUGUUCCAGUUCACGUCGAUGGUCCGGAUCAGUGUGCCGCUAGUCAGAACUGUCCAUGCACAAGAUACGAUCUUCUCCAAGGGCAGAUGUUGACUCUUCCGGAAGUUUUGCCAAAGUAUACGCAGGUGGUCCUACUUAACCGUCGUGUCGGUGGAUAUUACAACAUGACAUCUGGCCUAGACUCCUUCACAACAUACCCAGAUACGUGGAAAUGCCAGAGAGCAUAUUUCAACAGAACUAUGUACGCGAAGCUUCCAUGGUACAAUGAAGAACUCUACUAUCAAGCCCAAGUUACAUAUGCUCCGGUUAAGGGAUUUUUAGAGGGAAAUUUUGAGAAUCCUGCUGUCACUUCUUCCGGGCUCGAUGUGGGUCUUGAAAUCAAAAAAGUUCGAUCCGGAGUUAUUAUCAAUGAAGUUUUCAAUCGUGCCAAUGAAAAAUUGAAUUGUGCAGAGCUGGGACAAAACUGCACUAGCUAUUUGAAUAAGCUGAAAUUCUAUGGAUAUUCUAUUCAUGACAACAAUGUGUACGGUGUCCUGGUUGCUCUUGGUAUUCCACAAAUCGCUAACACACUUGACGGAUGGCCAGCAUACGCAGCUGGAAUAUUUAUGGAAUUCCACAGAAACACGUCAACAAACGAGAGAUUCUUCAAGGUUCUGUACCGUGAAGGAGAUGACACUCCGAUUUCUGAUGUGACAAGUCAACUUCCAAUUUGUAAUGGAGCCACCUUGUGUCCACUUGGAGCUCUUCAGACUUUGGCCGAGACACUGAAGCCACUUCCAGAUAUUACUACUCUCUGCAAAACUCCUCUAUGAAUUACUGGAACUGUAAUUUUUGUUGUAACUCAAUUUUUAUAUUUUUUUAUGAACUAUUUCAUUAAAA
Molecule: messenger RNA, 1323 nt
Organism: Caenorhabditis elegans
Lineage: Eukaryota; Metazoa; Nematoda; Chromadorea; Rhabditida; Rhabditidae
Gene: pho-11
Product: Putative acid phosphatase 11
Exons: 10
Coding region: 15-1256 (413 amino acids)
Molecular function (GO): acid phosphatase activity
Source: RefSeq, marked reviewed